Molecule: messenger RNA, 666 nt
Organism: Solenopsis invicta (red fire ant)
Lineage: Eukaryota; Metazoa; Arthropoda; Insecta; Hymenoptera; Formicidae
Exons: 1
Coding region: 1-666 (221 amino acids)
Molecular function (GO): nucleic acid binding
Source: RefSeq, a predicted model, not a curated record
AUGGUGGAGAGAUUCCACCGACAGCUCAAGGCCGCCAUCAAGUGCCACGAGAACAGCCGAUGGACCGAGGUGCUGCCGACCGUCCUGUUGGGAAUACGGGCAGCGUGGCAAGAAGAUCUACGAGCGACAGCUGCCGAGCUAGUGUACGGAGAGACGUUUCGACUUCCAGGACAAUUCCUGGAGCGGAGGCUGAUAAAUAGCGACGCCGUGGAUUUCGUCGGCAGACUGGGAAAGCGCCUGGGCGAGCUACGUCCGGUGGAAGGUACCAGGCACGGCGAACGACGGCCGUUCGUAUUCAAGGACUUGGCGACGGCCGAGUGCGUUUUUGUGAGGCGAAAUGGACCAAAGGCGAUGCUCCAAGCGCCAUAUGACGGGCCAUACGCCGUUAUCAGGCGAGGAGAGAAAACUUUCGUCGUGCGAGUGCACGACAAAGAGGUAACAUUCUCCAUCGACAGAUUAAAGCCUGCGUACAUUCUUGCAGGAGACAAACAGAGUGACGGCACGCCGAAUUCCACCGUCAUCGAGCCGAGACAAGACGAUUACGCGGGGAACAUCCCGAGCGCGGAAGACGACACGCCGGUCCCGCGUGAGCAAUCGGCCAGGGUAACCAGAUCCGGGAGAAGAGUACGAUUCCCGGACAGAUUCCAGGCAGGCCUAACUCGAUAA